Molecule: messenger RNA, 666 nt
Organism: Echinostoma caproni
Lineage: Eukaryota; Metazoa; Platyhelminthes; Trematoda; Plagiorchiida; Echinostomatidae
Source: the annotation of a GenBank genome assembly
AUGGGCAAGUUUGGUCUUCGUUCAGGUCCACUCGGCACCCGGGAUCCCAGUACAGUGAAUUUGCAACAGGUCGAAUUGGAAUUGGAAAAACAAUUGUGCGCAUUCAGAACCCUAUUUGACGCGCCUCCAUCUCAUGCUGAUGGUCAUCAACACAUUCACGUUCUACCAGCACGAGUUCUUCCACGGCACCACGUUCGUUGGAUUCGGGUACCUCGAGAGCAUCCGGAUAAUUUUGAACAUGCUGAAAAUUUGAGCUCAGACUCUGCACGCUUUCUUCGCACGGUCUCAGCGGAGGCCGAGAAAGCCCGUCCAGCAUUCAUCUCGUCCGGUUUGAAGUGUACCGAAGCAUUCAUUGGAAUGACACUGAUGGGUUCACAUCAAACAAUCGACAACAUUUCCAGUUGUUUGAACCGACUGUCCCAUUCUAUCGAAGGCACCACAGUUGAAUUCAUGACGCACCCAGGUUUCAAAUUGCAGUGCGAUGCCCCGAAACAGAUCCAUGGUGGUGAUAUGGACGGAUGCGGUGAUCCUGAUGGACCUGAUACGUUCUCAUGUUCAUCGGAUCGGGAACAUGAAAUGCAAUUGCUUUGCGGUGCCGAUUUUCGGAACUUGCUAGCCCGGACCUCUUGGCGCUUGAGCACCUUUCGAGAUCUGGACGCAUUUUAG